AUGACAAGUCUCAAGAUUGCUGUUGUCGGCCUUGGUCGAAUGGGCAAGCGACACGUUCACACAUUGCUUUACCGAGUUCCACGCGCGCAAAUUGUAGCCGUGUGCAGCUCUGAGCCUUCCGAAGUCGAAUGGGCCAAACAGAACGAGGAGUACCGCGAUUUCAAAGUUGCUGUUUACGACAAAUACGAUGACAUGCUCAAUCAUCCCGGGCUGCAAGCGGUCUGGGUCUCAAGUAGCACAGAUGCUCAUGCGCCUCAUACUCUAGGGGCCAUAGAAAAGGGGCUUCAUGUGCUCUGUGAGAAGCCGUUAGGUCACAAUCUCGAAGAGGCCCAGUCUGUUGUCGACACUGCCAAAAAACAUCCCGAGCUCAAAGUAAUGGCAGGCUUCUCGCGACGCUUCGAUGCCUCGUACCGUGAUGCGGCUUCCAAGAUCUUCGAUGGCCAGGCUGUCGGUAGCCCGUUCAUUGUUCGCUCUAAUACUUGCGAUCUUCUUGACGAUACUGGAUUUUUUGUGCGAUAUGCUGCUCGAAACGGCGGGAUAUUUGUCGACUGUGCGAUCCAUGAUAUCGACCUGUCGCUUUGGUAUUUGGGAAAUCCCGUUCCAAAGGCAUGCUGGGCCGCCGGCACCCUUCAACAUCAUCCUGAACUCGAGGCGCUCUCCGACGUGGAUAAUGCGGUCGGAAUGGUCGAAUACUGGGGUGGAAAGAUUGCGUACUUCUAUUGCUCGCGCACUCAAGCCCACGGCCAUGACGUGUGUACCGAGAUUACAGGAACACAUGGUAAGGUCAUGGUCAAUGUGAUGCCGAAGAGCAAUAAUGUUGUGUUUGCCGAUAAACUUGGUAUGAGGAACGAGGUCCAGCCCGAAUACUGGCAACGAUUCGAAGAUGCAUUUGCCACAGAGGCAAACGAAUUCACGCGGUCAAUUUUGAGAAAUGAACCGGUUCCCUUGCCUCUGGAAACAGGAAUCAAGGUGAUGCAAAUCGGCCGUGCGUUGCAGGAUGCUCUGUUGUCUGGCGAGGUGGUGCGAUUCAACGAAAAUGCACAACUACGCAUCCGCGAAACUAGGAAAUAUGCUUCCAAGACAGUGCAGGCUGAGGAUCCAGACCUGCAACAGGUGUUUGACACAUCGUGCCCACCAUCAGGCGUGCCUCGCAGCUCCCAAACGGAACCCGACCACCAACCUCGCAAUGCCGGUCCGGCGAUAGGUGAUUCAUUAGCAGCAAAGAAGGCCAGUGUUGCUGAGCCUAUCUUAGGAAAUGAUGUCUUCCAAGAAAGUGUGCCCUCUAGUGGGCAAUCUAUUUCGCCCACUCCAGUGGAUUUACAUGUUCCUAUAGCAACCCCAUCAACGGGUGUUGAGCACCACGGUAUUCUAUCGAAUGCCAGCUUUAAUGAAAGUGUAGGAAGGUCUAUCGAUGGCAGCAACUCAGAUGUGUUUAGCUGCUCGACACCGUCAGUCACUACAAUUUCUCAGAAACCAACACCGAUUUUCCCUGUUCAACCGUUAAAAAACAUCCAAGAAGCUUGUCUUCUGAGGUUUUGGAUUGAAGAAAUUUCCCCUUGGUUUGAUCUCUGCGACGAAGAAAGGCAUUUCCAGUGUUUGGUCCCGUCCCGAGCACGAAACAGUCCGCCUCUUCUUAAUGCUAUUUUAGCAGUAUCGUCACGACACCUUAGCCGCUUGUUACAAUAUAAGACUCCACGUGGAGUAGAGUAUCAUGGAUUUUUACUCCCGGAUCUGACGACGUCUACCCCGGUCGAGUACAUGCUUCAGUGUAUCCCGGCUUUAUUAGGGUUUCACAACAUUCACGAUAAGGAAGAGCAAGAGAAUAUAAUGGCAGCAGCCGUUAUUUUGCGGCAGUAUGAAGAGCUUGAGGAAGAUGAGAUUGAAAGCGACUCGGAUAUCCACAGAAAUACUGGAAUCCACCCUCACCGUCAAGCUAAUUUCCUGGCCGUCACACAAGCUAUUAUAGAGACCACGGCAUCGACUUCAAUUCCCGGAGGACUCCCCAGCGCCAUUUAUUGGAUGGCCAUAAGGCAAGAAAUAUAUUAUUCUCUGACAAGGGAGCGUUGUCUUCGCAUAGGCCUUGAGCCUGGUGUAUCCCAUGGAUCUUCUGCGGCGAAUGCUUUGAUUAUGCAUGCGGGUAAUGUCACGAAAUGGCGCUGGGGAGAUAAGUCCGAGCACGAAUGGGAAAGUCUCAACAUGCAGCAGCAGCACCUGGCGGAUGAAUACUUGGGAAUGUUUACUCCUUUGCUUGAUCGAAAGGCCGACAAGUCUAAAGGGGAAAUGUUUCCCACGGUUUGGUACAGUUCUGACGCCCAGAUGACUGGCGCCCAGCAUUUUGAACUAGCCCGCAUGAUUAUGAUUGCAGAGAAUCCCAAUUUAGAAUCUAGAAAUGCUCCACAGUAUCGUUCUGCGCACCGUAAAGCCGAGGCGCAAGUUCGCUCAAUCAUUUUCAGGCUGUGCGGCAUUGCCCUCGGUCAUUCAAAAUCACGACCGGCGUUGAUCAAUGCUGCGAUCAGUAUCAUGCUCUAUGGCGAGUACUUCACCGAUCAGUCAGAACGGAGCGCGUUAGUGGGCAUUAUCGACAAACUCAAUAGUAUGCACGCCUGGCCGAUGAAGAAGCCGUAUCAAGUCCUAAAAGCCCGGUGGGAGCUGACUGAUAAUGACGACUAUUAA
Talaromyces rugulosus is the source of this 2673-nucleotide messenger RNA. RefSeq lists its product as uncharacterized. Gene Ontology annotation, cellular component: cytoplasm. The record is from RefSeq and is a predicted model, not a curated record. Gene Ontology annotation, molecular function: nucleotide binding; oxidoreductase activity. Lineage: Eukaryota; Fungi; Ascomycota; Eurotiomycetes; Eurotiales; Trichocomaceae. Bases 1 to 2673 code for a protein of 890 amino acids. The transcript has 7 exons. Gene Ontology annotation, biological process: NADPH regeneration.